Penicillium expansum is the source of this 723-nucleotide messenger RNA. RefSeq lists its product as uncharacterized. Lineage: Eukaryota; Fungi; Ascomycota; Eurotiomycetes; Eurotiales; Aspergillaceae. The record is from RefSeq and is a predicted model, not a curated record. The transcript has a single exon. Bases 1 to 723 code for a protein of 240 amino acids.
AUGCUAGCUGUAUCUACACAGUCCACUCCAGCAACCAUGAACAAGCCUGAACAUUACGAUGCACCACCAAUGUAUUCCCCAUCAUCGGAAUUCAAUUCCUUCCUCGAUGAAAAGGCCGACAAUCCCAUUAUUCUACUACCGGAGCAAAACGAGCCUGGGUUUGCCGUUGCAUCUGCUCUCAGCCGAGGCCUGCAAGUACCAUCUAGAUCCGGAGCCUGCACAUCAGGAUUCGAGUAUCCAGAUGAACUUUCUCAUUACGGCAUUUCUGAAACCCACUGGGCAGAAUUCACACAAGUAGUCUGCGAUGAGGCAAAGCUUUCACGGCAGCAGUGGACCACUGUUGUUGGCAAAGGCCUAGGCACAAUGGCAGUAGGUGGGCUGAUGGUCGGCAUUCUGGGCGCUAUCCCUGCAAUCUUCGUUGCCCGUCUCACCAGAAACCGACAAGAACAACGGAAUCUGAUUUCGUCAAUGGCUGGAGCUCGUGGUGAACAUCUUGCUCGUCAUAUCUCGCAAUGGAAUGAGACAGUCUUUCGACCCAGGGGUGUUUUGAUCCGGGUCGAUUUGCCCGAUGAAUAUUUGAAUGAUAUGGAAGAUAUGGAUAUUCGCACAAGUGGUCGAUCGGCUAGGUCUGCUAAGAAGUCUCGAGAUAAGGCUGCACUCAAGGCGAGAAUUGUGAUUAUUCCUUUGGAUGGGUCGAUGCCAACGGGGAAUUCCUCAAAUUGA